Molecule: messenger RNA, 919 nt
Organism: Olea europaea var. sylvestris
Lineage: Eukaryota; Viridiplantae; Streptophyta; Magnoliopsida; Lamiales; Oleaceae
Product: cationic peroxidase 1-like
Exons: 3
Biological process (GO): response to oxidative stress; hydrogen peroxide catabolic process
Molecular function (GO): heme binding; peroxidase activity
Source: RefSeq, a predicted model, not a curated record
CAGUCUUAAUAUGGAUCUUCUCCAUCAUGCAUGCCCUAUAAAUAGGGUUCUAUGUUAAUUCUCAAAUCAUCCCACAAUUAGAUAAUUAUCUUAGCUCUCUGCAUUAGAGUUCAUCGAAAUGGGUUCAUAUAGUUUCUGUAUUGCCGUCCUGGUCAUGUUUAAUCUUUCAUUUAUGGGUUUUUCUGCUUCUCUUAACCCUUACUUCUACGCCAAAGUGUGCCCACAAGCUUUGCCAACCAUUAAACGGGUUGUGGGUGCUGCUGUAAAGCAAGAGAGACGCAUGGGGGCUUCUUUACUCCGUCUUCAUUUCCAUGACUGUUUCGUUAACGGCUGUGAUGCUUCUAUUCUUCUAGACUCGACGUCUGCUUUCACUAGCGAAAAGAAUGCAGUGCCCAAUGCCAAUUCUGCUAGAGGAUUUGAAGUCAUUGAUAGAAUCAAGUACGAGGUUGAUAAGGUUUGCGGCUGUCCGGCAGUGUCUUGUGCUGACAUUUUGGCGGUUGCAGCACGUGAUUCCGUAGUUGCAUUAGGGGGACCGAGUUGGGAGGUUCGACUCGGGAGGAGAGACUCAACGAUGGCUAGCGAAUCUAAAGCCAACGAUGACAUCCCUUCACCAUCCAUGGAUUUACCGGAACUUAUCAACUCGUUCAAGAAACAAGGCCUGAACAUGAAAGACCUCGUAGCCCUCUCCGGUGGCCACACCCUAGGGUUGUCUCAAUGUCGUCUCUUUAAAAACCAUAUUUACAACGAAAGCAACAUUGAUCCCAACUUUGCUCGUCAACGUCGAGCUACUUGUCCUCCCAAUGGAGGUGACUCUAAUCUUGCUCCUCUAGAUCCCACGCCUGCUUCUUUCGACACAAAAUACUUCAGCAAUUUGGUGUCAAAGAAAGGGCUCCUCCACUCUGAUCAAGCAUUAUACAAU